UUUCACUUUGAAAUUUACGGGAAUGAUGUGAGUUGAGGUCAAUGUGAGUUGAGGUCAAACAAAUAUUUUGUGUCGAUAAUUCAGGACAAGGUCCAAUCUGAGUUUAUAUAAUUGUGAAAAACAACCUCGGAUCCAGAAAUAUCUGAGGACACACCGUCAACUAUAGAAAAUGGCUGCCGCUGUAUGUUGGACGACCUUGUUCUUGUUGGUCAUCGUGUGGACUGACCACGUCUCAGAUGCUGUGACUCCCGCAAGACUGUCUCGAGUUGUAAGCCAAGUGAAGAGAAACUACCAACCCACUGGCAUGUUCAGUAUGGCAUUGAGAGUCCCUGACAACCAGAACCAGAACAAGAACAUAAACCAAAUCCUGGCUACUCUCCUUCGAGACGACCCUCCUACAAACGUGCUGAACAAAGUCCGCAACAGCGAGGUGUACGUUGGCACCUGGUUGGUGGAGGCAGUUAAGGUAGACGGACCCCCACUCGUGCACUCAGAGGCCGGGGUGGCACAACACUUAAAUGAUUUGCUUAGAAUGAGAAACAAUAACGUUCCUGAUUGGUUGAUUUUCUAUGCCUUUGCCUCCCCAUGUGACCAAAGAUGUACAAACAGUCAACAUCCAGCUAACAUCCUCACAUCAAUCAAUGUGAUGAACCAGUGGCCAACUCGCUUCUUUGUAUUUAGUAAAAUCUUCAGACCUCGUAGCGGUUUAGCAAUCCCUGUAGAAAGCCUCAGUGAGUCUCUCCAACGACUGGGGACAGUAAUUGGGAAGGAGAACAUUUUUCGCUGUGAUCAAGGAACGUGCACUCCCUGUUUCAAUGGGAAUGUGGUAUCAACUGUUUGUGUUUCAGAUUGAAAAAACAAAAUUAAAAACAAAAUCAGAAUUAAUUUGAGAUUCUUGUUGAAAAGGUGGUCCACCAGGGGGCGUCUGGCAGAUUAUAUCAUCUGAAAAUUUACAUCCAUUUAUUGUUAAAUGUUCAUUCACUUAACCUGUUUACCAGAAUAAAUUAAAGAAAAAAAAUCUGAAUAAA
Cynoglossus semilaevis (tongue sole) is the source of this 1028-nucleotide messenger RNA. RefSeq lists its product as uncharacterized. The transcript is spliced from 3 exons. Bases 170 to 853 code for a protein of 227 amino acids. The record is from RefSeq and is a predicted model, not a curated record. Lineage: Eukaryota; Metazoa; Chordata; Actinopteri; Pleuronectiformes; Cynoglossidae.